CAGUUUCCUUUUUUUUUCAUUUAUAACUAUUCAAAGUGAUGACAAAUACGAUAAUAUUGUAUACUAUGAAAUUAAAUGAAAUACAUCAAUAUUUUAAUAUACUUUAAUUUAGAUCAUAUUUCAAUUGUAACAAAAGUGUUUCAAUUGUACAACUAUGAUAUACUAAUUAUGAAGGCAUGUAUAUAAGUAUAAAGAUAUAUAAUAUAUAUGUACUUUUUGUAUAUCCAUACAUUAAUCAUAUUUUUGUAAGUAAUCAGCAAAUUUUGUGACAACCAGGAACUAAAUUAAGAUUCAAAUUAUUCUUUUCGUCAGUAGAUAGUUUUAUCUAAUUUAAAACUAAAUAUUGAUGAAUCAAAAUAGAAAUUAAUUAUGAAGUUUAUAUCUAAAUCGUCAAUCUCAUUAGCUAGAAAAUAUUUUUGACAAAUAUCAUUGGAUAGGAUUCGCUAGUUGAGAAAGUCAUGAAUAAGCGCCAUCUUGUGAUGCUUCAGAGUACUUGCAUAAUGUUUUUGGAACAGGGAUCGUCAUUUCACAAAUUUGUGGUUGUGUAUUACGAUAACAAAGAAGUAGGUGAUUUAUUAAGCGAAUAAAUAGAGAAUUUAUAGAGUUUUUGCGGUUCUACGCAUGAUAUGCUUUUAAGGAAAGACAUAGAAGGUUCCCGAAAUAAUUGACGUAGUUUUUGUCAUUGCAUAGGGAGACAAAAUAAUGCGAGGUGCGUAUGUAUGACGUACGAUCAAUAAAUUACUAAGAAAUUCGCAUCAAAGUUUAUCUUAAAAAUGCUUUUCUUUUGCUGUGAGAUAUUAAAUAGAAAAGCUCUGAACUUAAAUUCGUAACUGUAAGAAAAAGUUGUGAGCAUUGUUUCUACUUUAAUAGCAUUUCAAUGUCUAUCUAUACAAUGACAGUAGCCACAAGUUGACAUUAAUUGGCAGUGCCCAUAUUCUACGAUCCUGUUCUAAAAAUUCGAACACCGGGAAUAAAUAAAAUUCAUAAUACGUUGCGACUUCGUAGUAAUUUGAAUAAAUAUUUUUUGCUUAAUCAUUAUAUUAAUGAAUUAUGUGUGUAUAUGUAUGUGAGGUAAACAAGUAUAAAUAAAUAUGUCUCAUGGCUGCAAAAAAGUUACACAACAGGGAAAAUGGAAAUAUAGGAAGAGUACAACAGUGGUUGCAAGAUCAAUCAUUCUGUACUUUAAACAUAUAUGAAUUUCUUUUGACUUUGCAAUUUAAGAAAUUGCAGAAUCAGCAAGGGAAUAAAAUUUAUGAUAAAGAUAUCCAUCGAACAUAUAAAUAUUUUUUAAGAUAUUUGCACAAUAACUUGGAUUUCUUACAAAAGAAAUGGCUAUCAAUAUUAUUUAUUCACGAUAUUGCUACUAAACCUCCAAUAAGAAGUUUUUUUUACUUCAAUAAUGGAUCAAAUUUCAGUGAAAGGUUUUUUUUUAAAGUACAUAAAAUAUGGUCACUAUCAAGUUGUACAACUGAACAAUAUCUGAAGGUGGACAAAUGCUAUGUUGCGAUAAAUACAAAUCCUAUGUCAUUAGAAAUGGCUCAUUCUAGUGUAGAAGCUGACUCAGUCAAUCAUCUUGAAACUAUAACUUCAGAAAAUUUGGGUGUAGAUUUUGAGGAAUCACAAUUACCAAUAUAUACUUCAACUAUUAAUGCAACGCAUUCAGCUCAUAUUACACAAACAGAUCAUGAAGACAAUGUAUCUACUACUGAUUUCAAGCAUGAUAAUACUUUGACCACUUAUAGUGAUUCGUGUCGUACAAAAGAUUUAAAUAAAAUAGCAUUAAUGGAUUAUCUUGUAAAUGAUAGCAGUGCUACAAGCUCUUCUAUAAAUAGCCAACAUGAAUAUUCAUCAGGUUCAUCAAUAGAAAAUGCUAAAAAAGUAAUAUUACAUAAUGAUGAGAUUGCAGAGUAUGAAAAUGAAGUUCUUGGUGAUCCAUUUUAUGAAUCAGAUUGUGGAAGUGAAGGAAAUGAAACAUCAGAAUCUGCUCCAAAAGAAAAUGAUGAAUAUAAAGAGAAAGUAUUAGGGAAGUUAGAAGAUGAAGAAAUGCAUGAUAAUUGUUCCCAAGCAGAAAGUACAUGUGCAGAGAACAUGCAACACAAAUUGACUGAUUUCACGAGUUCAUCAGUAUGCAAUAAUUCUAAUACAAGCAAUCAUUACUUUAUAGAUGCAUCUUCUCUGAAUGAUGAAAUGGAAAUUUUAAAUAUAAAUGUUAAAGAAGAUGGUAGGAACGCAGGAUCUUAUAUGUCUGUUUCUGCUGAUUUUGCACAGACUUUAUCAAGUACUACUGCAGAUCAAUUCUAUAAGUUUACAUGUCCAUUUAAAGUAACAAAUUUACAGAAUGAAUGUAGUAAAAUUGUGGAAUUUGAACCGGAAAUGAAAGUAACAAAAUACUUUCAACCAUUUGCUGACAUAGCUAGGAUAACGAAAGUUAAUUCUACAUUAAUCAGCAAAGAUGAUGUGAAUAAAGGUACAAACAAAGAGUCAUUAGCCGUAGAAAUUAAAGAAGCAGAUAGCGGUGAAAGUACACAUGCUUCACCUUGUCCUGAUAAUAGCACAAAUAUCAAUAAUUGUCAAGAUAAAAUAAAUGUAAACAGUGAUGAGAACUUACUCUUGGAUAUUACAAAUGAUGAGUUAGAGAAUCCUAAAAAAAGUACUACAAAUUUUACUGGAGAUACACAGCAACCAUUAUUAAUAAGAAGAAAUACAUUUGAACUUGAUUCAAGUGAUAAGCUUUCUGUUUUAAGGCAAGAAUAUGAACGUAGACAAGGCAAUCUUGUUUUUCAAAGUGCCAUACCACAAUAUUCAGGACACCGUGUAGAUAGUGAUAUGAUUUCUAGUGUGGCACCAGAUUCAACAGCUGUACCUAUUAAUGAUGUAUUAAAUAAUUAUACUUCUGAUAUUCAAGUAGCAACUACAAAUAUGCAGUAUCAUACAAGAUAUUUAUCUUUAGACAGUUAUGAACAUAAAAUUGAUAAAAAGAUAUUAGAAAAUAAUUAUCUUCUGCAAAAUAGUAUUACUAAUUCUGAUAUAUUAUAUCCUGCAGUAGAUAUAACAAAUGAUAAAGUUGCAUCACACAGUUAUGCAGAUGAUGAUAAUGCGUAUAAGUGUAGCAAUAGCUUACCAGUUACUGUAGAUUGUAAUAUAGAAAAUGUUAAAUCUAUAGAUGUCAUCAGAAAAACUAAAAGAAAUGAAACUGCUCCUAUUAUUUCUGGUGGUGUUAGCACAUCAGAUUUUACAAAACCCAUCGAUAGUCCUAUCGUACAACGUAAAACAGAAUCCACACCUAUUGUAUCAGGUGGUUCUGUGAUUAUGGAUGAUACUAAAGAUAGACCAUCAAGAAUGUCUUCUUCCAUGACAGCAUGGAUUGUAGAUAUGAGUGAUUGUACAAAAAAUGAAUCAGGAUCAAGCGCAAAAGAUAACUCUGUAACAAAUAUGUCACAAAGCUUUUCUACUUCUGAAUGUGUUAAGAAUUCUGUAAGAUCUAACAACCAUGAAAAGUAUAGCAGUUUAGGUUUUUUUGUCAAUUUAAAUAAUGUAGAAUCAAGGGAAGAGGUACCAGUCAAAGAAAAUGUGGAAAACAAAAAAGAGUCAUAUAAAACUGAUAAAGCAUAUUGUGAAUUCUAUAUUGAUAUAUCUAAUAAAAAUGAUUUUCCGAAGAAUAAAAAGAUUGUAAAAGAGGAUACGAAUCAUAAAAACGUUGAAGAAGGUGAUAAGAAGAACAUAUUCUCUAUGUUUAUUGAUUUAGGUGAUCCACAAAAAACAACUGAAAAUGCUCAGAAAACAACGCAUAAACGAAAUUUAUCAUCAUUUACUGAUAAACGCAUGGAAACGAAAAUUGACGAAGUUGUGACAAGUGAAAACUCUAAUACUCUUCAAGAGGAUCAAGAUUUAAAUUCAACAAAAUCUAUAAAAGAAAAACCAAAACGAGGUGUUUUUAUGUUUAUUGAAUCUGAUUCUCCUAUAGUAAGAAGACGAACGUUGUCAUCUUCACGAUCAGUUUUAAAACGUCAUUCGUGGAAUAUCGAUAAAACACAAAGUAAUAAUGGCAAUGGACAACCUGCUAAGGAAUUAAUAAUAAAAAAAGAACACAAACGCGCGCAUAGCUUGUCAGUAGAUCAAAGGGAUUUGAAGAAGAUGCAAACAAAGCAAAGUUCUUCUAGUCAUUCUCUUAGUGAUGCUGCAGGAGGUGAAUCCACAAACCAUAAGAAUUCAAAUUUUUUACAAGAAUUGGAAAGUAAUUCUAAUAAUAAUAUGGAUACAUCCACAGAAGAAUGUUUGGCAUAUGAUAUAAAGGAUACGCCACCAAACUCUCACAUAGAAAUCAUUGAUAAGGAACUACGUGCGAGUAUCAAACAUCAACAAUACAAGGAAUUAGGUAAUGAUAGAGAGCAGCAGUUGGAAGAUGAUCCAAAAAUAUAUGAGGACGAGUAUUCAGACGUGUCUGGAUGGGGGAAGACUUGCACAGGAAGUACUAAUGGACAAACACGUAAAAGUGAAACAUUUGACAUUAGCAGUGGCAGUGGGCCAUCUCCAAAUAGUGAUCAUCGUGAUUAUGAAUUAUCAGAUUUAUUAAGCAGGGAUGUGGAAACUACAGCUAAUAAACAUCCAAUUAUUCCUUCGACUGGCAAUAAAAUAUUAGAAACUCAUAAAUCUUUAAAUGAAACAAUUAAGAAAAUAGAAUGUGAGUUAAAAGGCCCAGAGUAUGAAAAAUUAGAUACAACUUAUAACAAUCAUACAUCUAUAUCAAAUACAGAUGAAAAUCUUGUUAGCCAUGAUGUAAAGGAGCUAAAAUUGAAUAAGAAAAAAUCAAGUUCUAAAUUUGUGAGACUUUCGGACUUAACUGAAACAUCAGGACAUUCUCAUACAUCAGAAUAUUUAAUUGGCAAGGAAAAUAGAGCUACAUAUCGUAUGAGUAGUAGUAUUCCAGAAACAUCUUGGAUCGAAAGUAAAUUAGUUAUGUCAAGAACAAAUGAUUCAGUAAGAACUCUCUCACGAGUAUUUUCUUCUGUCAUGAGUACUUCACUACCGUCGAAACAAAAGUCACCGCUUGAAGAUUUAACUGGAGAUGGUGAGGCAGAAGGUAUCAUUUCUGAGAGUGACAUAAGUAGCAUGCAAAGCAGCAUGGGACGUUCUGGAGCUGAAGGAAGUACAGAAGAAACAGAAACAUCAAGUUUGGCUGGAGGAAAACCAUAUAAUCGAUUGGGUGAAGAUUUAUUAAGAAUGUUUUUGGAAGAGAUUAAUCCAGAUGUUACAAUUGAUGUAGCUGGAAGACGAAUUAGGGCACAUAAGUGUAUAUUAAGUUCUCGUUGUCAAUAUUUUGCGGCGAUUCUUAGUGGUGGAUGGAUUGAAAGUGCAGGAAAUGUGAUAUCUUUGCAAGGAUAUUCUUAUAAUGCAGUUCAUUUUGCACUACGUCAUAUAUAUAGCGGAGAAAGCAAUAUACCAGAUUGUAUAAGUAUUGUCGAAUUAGCUACAUUAGCUGAUAUGCUGUGUCUAGAGGGUCUUAAAGAAGUUAUAGGUUAUACUCUGAAAGUCAAAUAUUGUCAUCUUUUUCAUAAACCUUGCCAAGUAUGUGCUGUUGGAGUUUUGGAGUGUAUGCCAUUAGCUGCAGCUUAUGGGCUGGAUGAAAUAUAUCGUAAAUCUCUAAGAUGGAUAACAAGACAUUUUGUAAGAAUAUGGCCGUGCAAAGCAUUUGCAACCCUUCCAAGAGAAUUGAUGGAAAAGUGUUAUUUACAGCAUAUAGUACAUAUGUCUACAGAUAAUGUACUUCAAACUAUGAUGGAUUGUGAUAAACUGUUAGCAACUUUACCGAAUGUACGCUGGGCAGAACCAGUAUACAGAAUGGUUUCAAACUUGUUAGAAACAUCACUAAAAUUUUUAGCAGACAAUUUUGCAGCUAUAUUAAAUAAUGAAAAUUUUCAAUCACUUGGUCGUGAUUUAACAUGGAAUAUAAGUCGUUUGGAGGAUAACUUUUUAUCAGCUGCAGAACGUUUGCCACCUGAACAAGCAUGUAAAAGUUAUUCAAAAUUACAUAAAAUGUUGUCAUCCACGCAAACAGAUAACUUUCAAACAAAAAUGAAAUGGGGUCCGUUAUUUAUUGAGUUUUUAAAGAAAAUUCAAGUUCGUGUUGAAAAAUGUUUGGUUCGUGAGGCAGCGAGGGCUGCAAGAUCGACAACAUGGUUAAAAAUGGAUUUGGAACUUCGCCGUAGAAUACAAGAAUUAGCAUGUCUGGUUAUUCUACCACACGAAACAUCGAGAUAUCAAUCGAGGCAUUCGAACUUUAUAAAGGAAUCAAAAACAUCGUCUGCUUGCUCAGCAAAUCGCAAUUUAGAUCUAAAACGUGUGAAAAUGGCUAUAUCGGAACAUAAUGAUAAAACAAUGAAGCAAAUGUCAACGACGCAAACGCGAAAAGUUUUAAAUAAACCUAAAAGCGAUCCCGUUGAACGAAAAAUGCAAGAGGAUAAUAAACCAAGCACCAGUGAUGCACCAAAUCGACCUAAGUCAUGGCCCAAUAAAAUAGAGGUAAAAUCUAGAUAUUUAGAACCAAGAACCAAAUUUGUACCUAAAGAAAAUGUGUCAGUAAGUCAAGAUAAAGUGAUAAUACAACGACGAAAAAUCACAAUUUCAUCGUCAGACUCAUCGCGUACAUCUAGUCCUGCGACAAAACGAGUGACAGAGAAGAAGCCUAUAGCAAGAGUAAAGCUGCCUGUAAAAAAAGACGUGAAAGCUCUUUCGUCUGAUAGUUUGACAGAAUCGAACAUGACCAGACCAAACAAGAAGAAAAAUGUGAUCAGUAAAAGUUGUGGUAUCACUCGUCCCGAAUCACCAUCCUUUAAACAGAAAAGCACAGAAAUUGGAUUGUCUGUGGAUUCAUUAGCAGAAUCUAAGAACAAGGCAUCGAUUGUAAAGAAAAAUGUUAACAAAAUGGAUACGUCAAUAUCUACGGAUAGUCUUAUGACAGAAAUAACUGCAAAUCCUAAAUCUAAUACGUUGCAGAAAUUAUCACCAACAUUAGGAAAAAGUAUAAACAAAACACAAAUUUAUGAUAAAACGAAGAAAAAUAUAUUGCCAAUUCAACAGAAGAAUCCAAUGACAGUAACACGUAGGCCACCAAGAUCAUUAGAGAAUUCAACCGCGGCCAGUAGAAGUAGAGCAGCAGCUAUAAGUGCUUAUCACGGUUCACCUAAUCUACGUAGGAAUCUUUUAGAUGCUGCAAAGACACCGGAUAUUUCAAGUAAAUCAGUAAAUAAUGUUACUUGUAGGAUAUCAAAUGCACGACAAGCUUUACAAUCGACCACUAUGGUUAAUUCUAUCGUGAAAAGAGAAAAGAAAGAUAAUAGCGCUACUCAACAAGGAUCGGAUAACUCUAGCAGAAAAUCUUCCCCUAAAUCUGGCAUUAACAGAUUAAAUAAGCCGGCCCUUACUAAUAAAAAAUCAUCUUCCAAGGUCAACGAUGAAAAGAUCAAAACAAAGUGCCAUACCGAAGAGACUCCCAAACAACUUACAGUGGGUUCUAGAUCAGGCACGUUUCUUAAAGAUGAGCCUACAAUACUUAAAAAAACGGACAUUGCGUCAUCUCAGAUAAGUACUUAAAUGUGCGUAUGAAAUGUAAUCUUUUUCAAGAUACAUACCUAUUAAUGAACACGCAUAGAAAGUCAUAUAACGCAGCUACGAACAUGAUAAAUUAAAUGAAUCAUGCUCGAUAUAAGAUAGAUGAUAAUUUAAAUCAUAUUAUGGCACAAUAUAAAUGCACACUGGAAAUAUGUACAUGUAUAUGCUCGCAUGCACAUAUAUGAACGUUCUUAUAGCAUGUGAUUUUGUUACAAUAUCAAAUAUCGCUACAUACAGUCAGACGUUAUACUACAUACACACACGUGUGGGAUAUAUAUACGUCCAUGUAUAUUUUAAUCGCAUUCCUUUUUGACAUAAGUUUAUCAUUUAAAAUUAUACUAUUCAUUAUUCAUAAUUUAUUUGUAUUAUAUAUAUAUAUAUAUAUAUAUAUAUAUAUAUAUAUAUGUAUGAUGGAUGUAUGUAUGUAUGUUUGUAUGUAUGUAUGUUUGUAUGUAUGUAUGUUUGUAUGUAUGUUUGUUUGUAUGUAUGUUUGUAUGUAUGUAUGUAUGUAUGUAUGUAUGUAUGUAUGUAUGUAUGUAUGUAUGUAUGUAUGUAUAUGUAUAUGUAUAUAUAGUAUAAUUUAUGUCUUUAUUAGGACUGUAUACAUAACAUCUUGUUGUUAGAGGUGCAGUCGAAUUUUUAUGAUAAAAUAUAUCUUAGGUUAAUUAAAAAGUAAAGAAUGAAAAAGAUUGUGAAUUUAUAAAAUAUUUUUUUCAGAGAUAAUUCAUCAAUUAAUUAAUCUUUUUUUUUGUAAUGGACUAUACUGCUGAUAAUAAGCAGAUCUUAUAGUUUUAUAAUAAAUUUGAAUAUUUCGAAUUUUUUUUUCAGCAUCUACUAUAUAAACAAAAAUCUUUAAAGAUCGGAUGAAGCUUGAUAAAAAAUCAUGUAUUACUUCACAUAGAUAUGUAUUUUAAAUAUUUGCAACUACAUUUUCUGUCUAUAUCGAAAAUACAUAUAAUAUGGUCACUUAUAAUAUAUUUUUAGAUAGUUGCAAAGAUUCCCUUUUCAAAUAGAGCCAUAUGUUUAUCUUUUAUUUUUUCUAGCCUAUUGAUUAUUUCUACAAUACAUCUGUAAUAAAAUAAAUUAUGAUCGAAUUUUACUUACUAGAUAUUGCCAUAGUAUAUAUGUAUAUUUAUUUCAUUGAUAUACAUUUUUGACCUGUAUAAUAUUUAGAAUACAAGGAAUACAUUUAUUAUAUAUAACAGUAAGAAAAUGUCAUAUAUGUAAACAAAUUUUUAUUUACUAUUUUUAAGUUUCAUAUUAAUUUCUUCGACUGAUGAAGAUAUACUAUAGCGAAAUAGAAAAAUAUACGUUUUGAUUUAAUAUUAUAUGUGAUAUUUUGAGAUCUAAGUUAUCUUUCAAAUAAUCAAUUAUUUUCUUAUACACUAAACGAUCAGAAUGGAAAAAAUAUAUAAAAAUUGUAAUUCUGUUCUGAUCAUUUAGAGAUCUAUUUAAGAAAAUUAUUACUUCUGUUUUAUUAUAGAUUUAAGUUUAUUCAAAUUAAAAAUAGUCUAGAUUGAUAUAUUGGAGAAUAAUUUAAUUUUUAUUUUCAUUGACAUCUACAAAACAUAAACUUCUUGCUUUGCCUUAAUAUAGUGUACGUUAAUAUAUUUAUUUAUUAAAUUCUAAUCUAUAUUUUGCAAUGUACAUUUUUAUGCAAUGUUUAUAUCUAGUCAUUUGUAUAUUAAUUACUUUUACGUAAUGUUAAUAAACAUUUAAAAGUGUUAAAAUAUUUUAGUUAACUUAAAAUUACCUAACUUAAAACUUAGAAACAUAUAAAUUAGAAAAAUCAUUUUAAUAUAUAAUAAUAUAUUUAAGAUAUGUUACUUAUAAUAUAAAACUAUAAUACAAAUUAGAAUACAAAACUUCAUUAUACUUUAUGAUACUUCAGAAUACAUAGUAGUUAACAAACUAUACAUCUAAUAAUGUUCCUCUUGGUCUUGUCCGUUUAAUAUUUGUUUCAGUUGGUGGCAUAGCUUUUCUUUUAUUCAUUCCUUUUCUUUCAAGUUGCUUUUCUAUGAUUCGUGCAUUAUUUGCAUAUGAAUCAGCAACUUCUCUCUAAAAAUACAAUUUGAUUUAGAAAUUUUUAUUGUAUUUGCAAAAAUAUAUCAAGUAUUAGCUUAUUAAACUUACAGCUUCGAUUUCAUCUUCUUCUUCAUCUAUCGUAGAUACAGUUACUGAACUAAAUUUGCCCAUAUUCUUGGUAUGUUUCGUUACCAUUAUUUUUUUAGGUUUUUCAAUUGCUACUUGAUUAUAUAUAUCAGUCAUUGGACCUUCACCAGAACUUUUUAUCACAGCACCUUUUACAAUAAAUACAAUAUUCACGCUAAGGCCAUGUUUAUAAUAUAGAAAAAGACCACAUCUGUAAAAAUGUAAUUUUUAUGGCAAUUGUAGAAAAACACUUUAUAUAUGUUAAUUAUAAUAAUAAUCAAAAUGGUACACACUU
Vespula vulgaris is the source of this 10054-nucleotide messenger RNA. RefSeq lists its product as uncharacterized. The transcript is spliced from 10 exons. Bases 1099 to 7590 code for a protein of 2163 amino acids. Gene Ontology annotation, molecular function: protein binding. The record is from RefSeq and is a predicted model, not a curated record. Lineage: Eukaryota; Metazoa; Arthropoda; Insecta; Hymenoptera; Vespidae.